This is a messenger RNA of Drosophila novamexicana, 624 nucleotides long. Its product is annotated as ubiquitin-conjugating enzyme E2 D3. NCBI's taxonomy places the organism in Eukaryota, Metazoa, Arthropoda, Insecta, Diptera, Drosophilidae. The coding region runs from base 172 to 624 and encodes 150 amino acids. The transcript is spliced from 2 exons. The record is from RefSeq and is a predicted model, not a curated record.
AAGGGAGACGCACGCGUUCGAAAGCUGUGUCGAGUGCGUCGUAGCGAGCGCCUGCGCAGACGCCAGCCACCGCCUGAUUAGGCAGCAACUUUCGAUGGGGCACCAGAGUCCGAGGAGCCUGAAGUCCAGGCACGGCGUCGUCGCAUCUAUAGCAAGCUGCUGCGCAGCGGGAUGACCGAACGCCGUUUGGGUCGUGAGCUGGCAGAGAUCAAGCGCAAUCCAUUGGCUGGUUGCAAAGUGGAUAUGUUGAAUAGCAAUUUAUUCGAGUGGAUUGCCGCGCUUGAAGGGCCCCAGGGCACACCCUAUGAGGGCGGGCUCUUUCACAUACACGUCACCUUCCCGCGUGACUAUCCUUUUACUCCGCCGAACCUAAGGUUCCUAACCAAAAUCUAUCACUGCAACGUGCAUGCCGAUCAGAUCUGUGUGGAAAAGUGGUCUCCGGUCUUAACCGUGGGCAAGCUGCUGGUGUCGGUGCUUGCGCUGCUGGUGUCACCCAAUCUACAGGAUCCGCUGAAUCCGGCAAUUGCUAAGCUAUAUAUGGAGCAUCGCGCUGAGCACGACAGCAUAGUCCGCGACUGGACCGAUCGCUUUGCCAUGCCGGAAGACAUCAAACCCAUUAUUUGA